AUGUGGAAAUCCGUGGUGUGCUUCGCAAUGCUGCUUGGUUGCAGCAGUGCAGGCACGGCAGCUUGGAGUGAAGAUAUUUCGGUGCACAAUAAUCAAGUGGUAACUGGAAUACACUACUCACAGCAUGAGUCUUCGGUGCAAGCUGCCCGCAAGGCUGCCGCAGAACGCUUGCAGCUCCAACAGGCAGCUCCUUUGGUAGCUAGUGGACCGUGUGACACAAUCUGUUACAACAGCUAUACGGCCGAUGCCGGGGAUACAGAAACCAUUGGACAGGGAACGGUCGGUUUCGCUCCUACCGUCGGAUCAUCUCAAAAGUACUCGUCUACUUCGUCCCGCCUUGAGUCAAGCGUAUCGAAUGUCCAGUCGGCCCCGAUCGUGUACUCAGGAUCGUCGACCGGAGCGAGAUCCAGCUUUUCUAGCUCGUCAGCCUCACGUCAUCAUAGUUCAAGUUUGAACGGUGCUGCCGGAGGUCAGCCGGUCCUUGCCCAACUGUAUACUCCUACUGUGGAUUCAUUCGGAAGAACGCAUUCGAAUGUGAUAGCGUCGGGUGCCAGCCGCGAGGGCACCUACGUUCAACCGAUAGUAUAUCCCGUCCCAGCACCUCAGACUCAUGCGUCUCAAACGAGCUUCAACGAACGAUCGAGUCAGGAACGCUCCGUAGUCAGCAGACCGGUCGUAGCGAACGUCGUCUACACUGCCGUACCUGUUGGAGGUGCUUCCCAUUCGAGCAGUAACUUCAAUGCACGCUCUAGCUUUAGCAACGCCGACCAACAGCAGCAUGUUCAGCCUGUCUACCCGACAGCGAACAACGACUAUUCGCGACAGUACGUCGCAUCCCAGCAUCAGGAUCUCCAUUACAGGCAAUACCCAUCAAAGCCCACUACCUACGUGGUAUACUCGAAACCUCAAUACUACGCUUCCGGUCAUUCGCGAGUUCAGGAUGCGGCGACGUCUCAGACAACCUACGACUCAGCUGGACGUGUGGUGAACCUGAACCUUGUCCAGCCAACUGUGCACUCGGAUCGUGUAGAUGAUCAUCGCACUCGGCAGCGAAUUGACUCGACUCAAACGGUUCAGCGCCAGCAGGAUCUUUACCCGGUCCGGGGAGCCUUUGACCAUCAAGAGCACGACACACAGGACAACUUAGAGCUCGACGCCGAAAGUAACAGCACAGUGCAGGCCUAUUCUUCUGACUCGGUUGCAACUGCCCGGCGUCGUGAACAGGCUGGAAGUGUUCGCACCGGAACGUCGUAUGUUUCCAACGCUGGGUCCACGAACCGGUACGAUAACACUGCUCAGUCUUCUGAUAGCCAGCGACGUGUGACACAUCACAGAACACAAGAGUACGUUCCUACAGUGACUGGCUCCAAGUACGAAAGUGCCUCCGAACAGGAACAGCGUCAUGUUACCUCACAUGGAGGCAACUCCUACGUUGCCCCUAUCGUAGUCCAAGCGGUGCCUCAAGCCAGUACCGCAAGUCGUUAUUCCUCUUCAUCUUCCAGCUCUGCUCAGGAACAUCGGGCAAGCUCUUCCCCCGGGACGUACUACACCGCCUCCGGUUCGGUGCCAUCCUAUGUUUCACAGUACUCUAACUCGGCACACUCGAACAGUCGCUACAAGGCCCAGCAAGGUGGUAGCCACGUUUAUCCGAUCACGAAUGACGAGAUGGGUCGUCGGUUUGGUGCGACUGGCGGAGCGGGUGGUUUUGGGGCCGAUACGGAUCUGCACGACAUUAUGAGUGAGUCCGAAACGCUAGCUCGCCUGCAGGCACAGAAUGUGCACAACGGCGCCGUGACUGGAAGUGCGACGAUCGAGAUGGACUCGCGAUUCGGUGGAGGUUCCGAUGCAAAUUCUCUUGGUAAGCUGCCUGGCGGCUUCCAGCGUACUAAAUCGUGGUCCAGCAGCUCCAAGUGGGCCUCGGAACAGCGAUACGGGGACGACGGCAAACCUAAGAGCUACAGCAUGCUCUCGACGGCCGAAAGCGAGAAGCACAACAUCAACGGCAAGACCACGGGAUACAAGGCGGCCACCACGACGCUGGAGGACGAUGGUAAAGUGAGCACGUACAGUCUGCAUACAACGUAAUUGUGGUUCUAGCUUUAUUAAUGUAAGAUUCCAUUCGUUGUGUGUUGAUUAUUUUGUUAAGAUCGUUGUUCUGAACGUCCCGAGACGUAGUCGAUCGGACAUUAAUUUAUGUAACGUUUAAAAAAAUUGCUCAAUA
Molecule: messenger RNA, 2221 nt
Organism: Anopheles coustani
Lineage: Eukaryota; Metazoa; Arthropoda; Insecta; Diptera; Culicidae
Product: serine-rich adhesin for platelets
Exons: 5
Coding region: 1-2085 (694 amino acids)
Source: RefSeq, a predicted model, not a curated record